AUGUCUUUUUAUUCCAAGCAGGACUGUGAUAUGGAUUUAGAGCUCCAGGACUUUUAUAACAAGACACUUGCCACUGAGAACAGUACUGGGGCCCCUCGGAGCUCUGAUUUCCCAGUGUGGGAUGACUAUAAAAGCAGUGUAGAUGACCUGCAGUAUUUUCUGAUUGGACUUUAUACAUUUGUAAGUCUUCUUGGUUUCAUGGGGAAUCUCCUUAUUUUAAUGGCACUCAUGAGGAAGCGUAACCAGAAGACUACAGUAAACUUCCUCAUAGGAAAUUUGGCCUUCUCUGAUAUCUUGGUUGUGUUGUUUUGCUCACCUUUCACACUGACCUCCGUCUUGCUGGAUCAGUGGAUGUUUGGCAAAGUCAUGUGUCAUAUUAUGCCUUUUCUUCAGUGUGUUUCAGUUCUGGUCUCAACUUUAAUUUUAAUAUCAAUUGCCAUUGUCAGGUAUCAUAUGAUAAAACAUCCUAUAUCUAAUAAUUUAACGGCAAACCAUGGCUACUUCUUGAUAGCUACUGUCUGGACGCUAGGUUUUGCGAUUUGUUCCCCUCUUCCAGUGUUUCACAGUCUGGUGGAACUGCAGGAAACAUUUGGCUCAACAUUGAUGAGCAGCAGGUAUUUAUGCGUUGAGUCGUGGCCAUCCGAUUCAUACAGAAUUGCUUUUACCAUCUCUUUAUUGCUAGUUCAGUAUAUUCUGCCCUUGGUGUGUCUAACCAUAAGUCAUACCAGUGUCUGCAGGAGUAUAAGCUGUGGGUUGUCCAACCAAGAAAGCAAACUAGAAGAAAAUGAGAUGAUCAACUUAACUCUUCAUCCAUUCAAAAAGAGUGGGCCUCAGGGGAAACUUUCCAGCAGCCAGAAAUGGAGCUAUUCAUUCAUCAGAAAACACAGAAGAAGAUACAGCAAGAAGACAGCGUGCGUGUUACCUGCUCCAGCAAGACCUUCUCAAGAGAACCACCAUUCAAGAAUGCUUCCAGAAAACUUUGGGUCUGUAAAAAGUCAGCUCUCAUCAUCCAGUAAGUUCAUACCAGGAGUCCCCACCUGCUUUGAGAUGAAACCUGAAGAAAACUCAGACGUUCAUGAAAUGAGAGUAAACCGUUCGAUCAUGAGGAUAAAAAAGAGAUCUCGAAGUGUUUUUUAUAGACUAACCAUAUUGAUAUUGGUGUUUGCUGUUAGCUGGAUGCCACUACACCUUUUCCAUGUGGUAACUGAUUUUAAUGAUAACCUUAUUUCAAAUAGGCAUUUCAAGUUGGUGUAUUGCAUCUGUCAUUUGUUAGGCAUGAUGUCUUGUUGUCUGAAUCCUAUUCUGUAUGGAUUUCUUAAUAAUGGGAUCAAAGCUGAUUUAAUUUCCCUUAUACAGUGUCUUCAUAUGUCAUAAUCCCAAAUGUUUAUCAAGGAAAGAACAAAUGUUGGGAUGGUCUAAAACACAUUCACAAUAACUAUUUAUGUAUAGUAAACACGUUUUAGUAACAUGAAAUUCAAUUUAUGUAUAAGAGUUCUGGAUUUGAAUGUCAAUUCAUAAUAUAUGGAAGAUAAUUUUCAUGUGUUAUAUAUAAUAUGAUGAGUUCAUUUAGUUACAUAAAGUCAAUGUCAGUACACUCUGUAAUUUCAUUUUAAAUAUGGG
Prionailurus viverrinus (fishing cat) is the source of this 1620-nucleotide messenger RNA. RefSeq names its product neuropeptide Y receptor Y5 (gene NPY5R). The transcript has a single exon. The coding region runs from base 1 to 1374 and encodes 457 amino acids. The record is from RefSeq and is a predicted model, not a curated record. Gene Ontology annotation, biological process: G protein-coupled receptor signaling pathway. NCBI's taxonomy places the organism in Eukaryota, Metazoa, Chordata, Mammalia, Carnivora, Felidae. Gene Ontology annotation, cellular component: neuron projection; plasma membrane. Gene Ontology annotation, molecular function: neuropeptide binding; neuropeptide Y receptor activity.